Messenger RNA from Cetraspora pellucida, 762 nucleotides. NCBI's taxonomy places the organism in Eukaryota, Fungi, Glomeromycota, Glomeromycetes, Diversisporales, Gigasporaceae. The record is from the annotation of a GenBank genome assembly.
AUGUGUGGUUUCGGAGAUAAAGAUCGUCGUACGAUCGACCCACCUCCCAUUAUCAAGCUUCUCGUGACUACUAUGGAUGGAACGCUCGUUCCUGAAAGUUCUAUCGACUAUUCUAUGAUGAUUGUUCACGCCGGUUUAUGGUCCAAAGAUCGCAAGGAAGAACGUGGCUUAGUAGUCAAUCCUACAUCCAUAAUUGCUAAAUCUGAUAUUCCUAGUUCAACUGUCAUGCCAGUGAAUGCGCCCUUGAGCACUCGAAAUCUUAUGGGUCAUUGCACAUCAUCCGCGUAUGUCCUCAAUAAUCAUCUUGGCCAAAAGGGAAUUUAUUUUAUAUUUCAAGACCUUUCUGUUCGAACUGAAGGUACUCUUACCUUAAAAUUCUCUUUUUGUAACAUUAAAAAAUUAAUGAUCCAAUCUCCUGAUGAACUUACAAAUACCCGUGGAAGCGUUGCAACUGAAGUGUACAGCGCACCUUUUAAAGUUUACUCUGCCAAGAAAUUUCCGGGUAUGACAGAAUCAACCGAACUUUCUAAGGCUUUCGCGAAACAAGGAAUUAAAAUUCCAAUUCGUAAAGAAGCAUAUUAUAGGAAAGUCUCCAAUAACAAUUUGCAUAAUCAGCUUAAAGUAGAUGUUCCUAAGACAACCGUCGAGAUCUCUAGCAGUGAUUCUGAAGAUAUUGGGUCUUUCAACGAAAGUGAAGCGCGUGAUUUCUCACAGGAAUAUAGAAGUAAAAAUAUACCCAUCGAAAAGCGGCUACACAAAUAA